AUGGUUGAUAAUGAUACACAAAUAGUUGAAUCAAAUUCAUCAUCAUCAAUUGGAAAAUUAAGUUCAAUUAUAUUAGAUGAUUAUACAUUAUAUAAAUGUGAAAUAAAUAAUGAUUUAAUUAAUAAUUAUCUUCAAGAUAAACUUUUACCAUUUGAAAAUGUAUCAUGGAAAAAUUCAAUUAAAAAUAAUGUUUUCCAUUCGAAACCAAUUAAACAUCAUUGUGAUUCACGAUUAAAUAAUAAUAAUUUAAAAGAAUUAUCUAAUUCGAUAACAUUUGAAGAACUUUUAUUAAAUUUAUUAAAAAAUGAGAAUAAGAAGAAUUCGCGAUAUAAUUUUGUAAUAACUGGUAAUUAUUUAUCAUUUAUGGAAAUUCCACAUCGUCAUGAAAUAUCAUAUUAUUUACUUUCAAAACAUAUAUCACUAUCAGAUCGUUCAAAUGAUGUUAGAUUUGCUGGAGAAUUUUGGUGUGAUGAAAAGAAUUUAUUUAAAUUAAAUAAUAAUUCAGGUACUUAUACACCAUCAAAUGAUUUAAUUCAACAAACUAUUCAACUUUUUAAUCAAUUAACUCCACAAUUGCAUUUUCAAGGUCUUCCUUAUCAAAUAAGUCUUCGACCUUCGAUCAAAUCUCGUUUUAUUACUAAAACCAAAGCAAAAUUAUCAAUUACAUCAACUUCUUAA
Messenger RNA from Adineta steineri, 678 nucleotides. The record is from the annotation of a GenBank genome assembly. Lineage: Eukaryota; Metazoa; Rotifera; Eurotatoria; Adinetida; Adinetidae.